AGAGUGUGUGUGAGUGUGUGUGUCAGAGCGCAGGGAUGUCCCGCAAGAGGAAGGACCGGCUGCGGGCUGGUGUGUGUUUCGCUGUCAUCUUCAUCAUCCUCAUCCUCAUCCUCAUCAUCGUCUGCACAGUCAAACUGCCCGAGAGGCGGGAGUGUAAGAGCGGCACGUACAGGCGCGCGGGGGUGGCCUCGGACUCCCGCACGUGCUCCGGCAUCGGGCGUGAUAUCCUGCGCGCUGGGGGUUCAGCUGUAGAUGGCGCUAUAGCUGCAUUAAUAUGCACUUCAGUGAUCAAUCCACAGAGUAUGGGCCUUGGGGGAGGAGUUAUAUUCACCAUCAGGGAGAAGAACGGGAAAGUGAAAAUCAUUAACGCGAGAGAAACCACACCAAAGAAUGUUAAAGCAGAUCUACUCUCCAAGUGCUCCAAUAGUACAGGUGUGCACUGGGUCGGGGUUCCUGGAGAACUGCGCGGUUAUGAGCACGCUCAUCGUCUGUACGGUCGUUUGCCCUGGAAGCAUCUGUUCGAGCCGACGAUCCGUCUGGCCAGAGACGGGGUCAAGAUCUCCAAACUGCUCAGUCAAUACCUGGUUGUCUUAACAGGGCGGAAUACAGCACUGAGUCGGUUGUUUAUGCGCUCUGAUGGAACGUUGAUGCAGGAGGGAGACACAGUAAAAUUUGAGAAACUCGCCGACACCCUGCAGAAGAUUGCGGUUGGUGGAGCUGAUGAGUUUUACAGCGGCGACGUUGCCAAGGCGCUCGUCAGGGACGUGCAGGAAGCAGGUGGGAGUCUUACGGACGAGGAUCUGAAGUCAUUUCAAGCCAAUGAAACACAGGCCUGGUCUGUUUCUUUGGAUAAAUACAAGAUGUUCUUCCCUCCUCCACCAGCAGGAGGCGCCAUACUCAGCUUCAUCCUCAACAUCAUGGAGGGUUACGAGUUGAACCCUAAGUCCAUCCAGAGUAAUAAGUUGGUGGAAACGUACCAGCGCUACGUCGAAGCGUGUAAAUUUGCUAACGGACUGAAACAGUUCAUCAAAGACCCAAAGUUCUCUUCGGAUAAGGAAGCGCGCGAUCUGAUUAAGGUGGAGUUUGCUGACCAUGUGAGGGGCAUGAUCACCAAUGCGAAGACCCAUGAUGCUCAGUACUACAACGUCACGCCCCACCCUGACACGCAGGGAACCACGCACAUCUCUGUGCUGGCUGAAGACGGGACCGCCGUCUCCGUAACCAGCACCAUCAACCACAUAUUCGGCUCGGGAGUUUUAUCCGUUAACACAGGCAUUAUCCUGAACAACGAGCUCGCUGACUUCUGCGGCAGGACGAAACACAUUCACCCAGGAGAGCGGCCACCAUCCUCCAUGACUCCGGUGGUCCUCUACUCUGCGUCUGAUGAUCACACUCUGGUAAUCGGGGCUUCAGGAGGCAGUAUGAUCACCACCGGCAUGGCCACGGUGCUGAUGAAUUACCUGUGGCUCGGGAAAACCCUGAGAGAGUCCAUCGCAUCACCUGUGGUAUAUGUGGACGGCAAAAACGAGCUCGCGUUUGAGAAGACGUUCGAUCAGAAUGUGAUUAGUUCUCUUCAGGAGUACGGUCACACUGUCACAUCUCGACAACAUUUCUACAACACAGUUAACGCUGUGUCCAAGCACGAAGACGAGUGUGUUAAUGCCAUUUCCGACAGACGCAAAAUGGGUGAACCUGCCGGAUACUGACCACGCACAUACACACACACACACACACACACACACACACACACACACACACACACACACACACGCGCACACUGAAGUCCUCUGAGACUAUAUAGAGCUGAUUGUACACACAGUUAUUGAGAUGUUACAGUAACGCUGAAUGUUAGAAUAAUCCUAGAUAUUUAUUUGUAUGUUUAACAUGUAGAGUUAAAUAUAUCACUGUCUUAUUAUGUCUAAAAUGAUUUAUUUUGUGUAUUUAUGUGUUUCUGUAUUUUCUGUCUCCUGUGUUUCUGCUGGAAUGCGUACUGUAUGUGAUGAAUAAAAGCUCCUUAUU
This is a messenger RNA of Clarias gariepinus (North African catfish), 2019 nucleotides long. RefSeq names its product gamma-glutamyltransferase 5a (gene ggt5a). The coding region runs from base 36 to 1706 and encodes 556 amino acids. The transcript is spliced from 12 exons. Gene Ontology annotation, biological process: inflammatory response; leukotriene D4 biosynthetic process; glutathione catabolic process. Gene Ontology annotation, cellular component: plasma membrane. Gene Ontology annotation, molecular function: leukotriene-C(4) hydrolase activity; glutathione gamma-glutamate hydrolase. Lineage: Eukaryota; Metazoa; Chordata; Actinopteri; Siluriformes; Clariidae. The record is from RefSeq and is a predicted model, not a curated record.